Molecule: messenger RNA, 1377 nt
Organism: Phacochoerus africanus (Common warthog)
Lineage: Eukaryota; Metazoa; Chordata; Mammalia; Artiodactyla; Suidae
Product: colostrum trypsin inhibitor-like
Exons: 3
Coding region: 605-907 (100 amino acids)
Molecular function (GO): serine-type endopeptidase inhibitor activity
Source: RefSeq, a predicted model, not a curated record
UUGGGGGAAAAGAUUUGGCCUCUUGUUUAUUCUGCUCGGUAUAGCUUGAUCUUUUAAACGUAAGUAUGAUGAUUUAUAUGAAACAAUAAACUCAUUAUUCCCAAAUUAAAUAAAUAAACCAAUGAACAGAGAGCUAUGUUCUCUCUCUUGGGAUGUUGAAACCAUGAGCCGGGAGGCUCUGGAUGGGAACCAAUAAUAACAGAAUGGAGAACAGCUGUGCUGGGCCCUUAGGGACCAUGUGGCCCAGCCCACUUGCUUUACGGAUAGGGAAGCCGAGGCCCCAAAAUGUCACUUUUUAGUCCAAGAUCACGGGGACUCAGUGUGCAGUAGAUGAGACUGGGGAUGGCCUUCCAGAUGCUGCGAAAGCACCAUCUUCAGGGAGUUGCUCAAUAGCCAUGAAGAACCCAUCCAAGGCCAGUAGCACUGCCUCCAGGUAGGAGAUCCAGUUCCCCCAGGCCCACGCCUGGCCCAGGGUGCUUCCUAUUCCACGUAAGGAAAGGCAAGUACUUCCCUCAAGCCCAGGGAAUAGAAGCUCUUCUCUUUCCACGGCAGGUAUAAGUUCCAGCUUCCCAGCAUCAGACUGGCACACGCAGCUACUCACACCAUGAAGCUCAGCCUCUCUCUUGCCCUUUGCCUCACCCUCUGCCUGCGGGGCAUGGCCAGCUCAGCCGGUCUCAAGCAAGAGGCCUCCCAGGAGUUGUUCCAAACGCCCCCUGCCCUGUGCCAGCUCCCCCCAGUGGGGGGCCCCUGCAAAGCCUCUUUGCGCCGGUACUUCUACAACUCUACGUCCGCUGAGUGUGAGCUCUUUAUGUACGGUGGUUGUCAGGGAAAUGCCAACAACUUUGCGACCACAGCGAUCUGUCGGAGGGUCUGCAACCCCCCUGACACCAAGGUAAAGAAUGGCUGACGAGGACACCUGCGCUUCCCCAGGCCUUGACCGAGAGCUGGUUCAGCUGCCCUUCCUGCGUGGAUACCCUGUUCUGAGCCCAUGUUGUAACCCUCCGGGACUGAGUCAAUAAAAUGGUUAAAGUUGACAUGGUCUAAAGCCUUCCGACGAGGGCUCUGGGCCCGGCCUCAAACACGGCCCACAGCCACAAGGGCGACCAAACCUAGUCACCCCCAUGCUACUUUCUUCAGGCCCUCAUUGUCCUGUGUCCCUAAGAUAAAGAUAAGGACAAAAGACACAAGGUCCCUUAUCACCAGGAGAUCCUCAUGGAAGAAAUGUGGGGACUUUGCCUGUCUGUCCCCGGUUUCUGGCCUGCUGCUCUUUCCUGCCUGGGGCGCCAAGAUGACCGGGAAGGUUCUUCCUGUCCAGGAGGAACCAUGUCCUAGGGGCGUGUGAUGCGGGGUGGAAGUUCAUGGACUCUUGGUCAGCAG